Molecule: messenger RNA, 3561 nt
Organism: Marmota monax (woodchuck)
Lineage: Eukaryota; Metazoa; Chordata; Mammalia; Rodentia; Sciuridae
Gene: Trmt1l
Product: tRNA methyltransferase 1 like
Exons: 16
Coding region: 223-2550 (775 amino acids)
Biological process (GO): tRNA N2-guanine methylation
Cellular component (GO): nucleus
Molecular function (GO): RNA binding
Source: RefSeq, a predicted model, not a curated record
CGGGAAGCUCAUGGGUUCUCGAUUCGCUGCCUUUGGCUUUUUCUUUUCCUGCGGGCAGGGUUUGGUCACUGGUUCUUCGUCUUUUGUCGGUUGCACGCGUCCCGCCCUCCCCGGUGCUUCCCCACUCCUCGGAUCUAGCCCUGUGGGCAUUAACGUCAGUUCUCUCACCCCGCCGUGAGCCCCUCCCGGUCCUCGGGCGGGCCUGGCACGGAGGCGGUAACUAUGGAGAACAUGGCGGAGGAGGAGCUGCUACCCCUGCAGGAGGCAGCGGCCCAGGUCCCGACCCCAGCCCCGGACUCGGCUCGGGUCCCAGCUCCCGCCCCAGAUUCGGCUCCAGCCUCGGCUCCGACUCCGGCCUCUGCUCCAGCCCCAGCCCUUGCCCUGGCCCAGGCUCCGGCCCUGUCCCCGUCCCUAGCCUCUGCCCCUGAGGAGGAUGAAAGCAACAGUCUAGUUAGUCCUUCCAACUCAAUUGUAACUAGGCAAGAUGAAGAUGGUGUUUCUGAAAUAGAUUUGAAAAUUAAGGAGAAAGUAACAAAGGUUGUUGAAGAACCUCCUAGCAACUUGGACUCAUCUAAUUUAACAAAAGAGAGACACAUCUCAAUUCAAAGGCAGCUUGGUGAUCUGGAGAAGUUAGCUUUUGUAACUGAAGGGGAUUUUGAUUCUGCCAAUUCAUUGAACUCAGAUAAUCUUGAUACAGGAAACAAACAAGUUUGUCCAUUGUGCCCUAAGGAAAAAUUCAGAGCUUGUAAUAGUCAUAAGCUUCGUCGUCAUCUUCAGAAUUUACACUGGAAAGUCUCAGUUGAAUUUGAAGGUUAUAGGAUGUGCAUCUGUCACUUACCGUGUCGACCAGUAAAACCAAAUAUUAUUGGAGAACAGAUAUUCAGUAAAAUGGGAGCCCAUUAUCAUUGUAUCAUUUGUUCAGCAACAAUCACCAGAAGGACUGAUAUGCUAGGACACGUUAGGCGCCAUGUGAAUAAAGGAGAGACUAAGUCCAGGUAUAUUGCUGCUUCUACUGCUAAACCAUGUACUGAAAUUUUGAAAGAAACAGACACAGAUGUACAAGUUUGUCCUAACUAUUCUAUACCUCAGAAAACAGAUUCCUAUUUUAAUCCCAAAAUGAAACUAAAUCGACAGCUGAUAUUCUGCACAUUGGCUGCUUUGGCUAAGGAACGAAAACCUCUGGAAUGUCUAGAUGCCUUUGGAGCGACUGGAAUAAUGGGAUUACAGUGGGCAAAGCACCUUGGAAAUGCAGUCAAAGUUACAAUUAAUGACUUGAAUGAAAACUCUGUGACAUUGAUUCAGGAAAACUGCCAUUUAAACAAAUUGAAAGUGGUGGUAGACAGUAAGGAAAAGAAAGAGGGUGAUGAUAUUCUUGAAGAAGGAGAAGAAAAUCUUGGUAAUAUUAAGGUGACCAAAAUGGAUGCCAAUGUACUGAUGCAUUUAAGAUCUUUUGAUUUCAUACACCUAGACCCUUUUGGAACAUCAGUAAACUAUCUAGAUUCUGCAUUCAGAAAUAUAAGGAACCUUGGCAUAGUAUCAGUGACAUCUACAGAUAUCAGUUCCUUGUAUGCCAAGGCACAACACGUUGCCCGACGUCACUAUGGAUGUAACAUUGUUCGAACUGAGUAUUACAAGGAAUUAGCUGCCAGAAUUGUCGUAGCCGCAGUGGCGAGAGCUUCAGCCCGAUGCAACAAAGGCAUAGAAGUACUAUUUGCAGUGGCUCUGGAACAUUUUGUUUUGGUGGUGGUGAGAGUUUUGAGGGGGCCUACCUCAGCUGAUGAAACAGCGAAGAAGAUUCAGUACCUAAUCCAUUGUCAGUGGUGUGAAGAAAGAAUUUUUCAGAAGGAUGGUAAUAUGGUAGAAGAAAACCCAUAUAGACAGCUACCCUGUAACUGUCAUGGAAGCAUGCCUGGAAAGACAGCAAUAGAACUUGGACCUCUGUGGUCAAGUUCCCUUUUCAAUACUGGAUUCCUCAAAAGGAUGUUGUUUGAAUCUCUUCACCAUGGUUUGGAUGAAAUUCAGACUCUAAUAAAGACCUUAAUCUUUGAAUCAGAAUGUACCCCUCAAAGUCAAUUUUCAGUUCAUGCAUCUUCAAAUCCUAACAAGCAAGAAGAAAAUGGUGUAUUUAUUAAAACUACAGAUGAUGUCACAACAGAUUACAUUGCACAAGGAAAGAGAAGAAGUAAUGAGAUAAUUACAAAUUUAGCCAAGAAGCAGAAGACUGAUGUCAGUACUGAACAUCCUCCCUUUUAUUAUAACAUCCACAGACACAGCAUUAAAGGAAUGAACAUGCCCAAGUUGAAAAAGUUUUUGUGCUAUCUUUCUCAAGCAGGCUUUCGAGUCAGCCGAACUCACUUUGACCCAAUGGGUGUUCGUACAGAUGCACCUCUGAUGCAGUUUAAAUCUAUUCUUUUAAAAUAUAGCACCCCCACUUACACUGGAGGACAGUCAGAAGGCAAUGUCCAAUCAGCAUCUGAAGAUACAGUAGCUGAUAGGGUUGAAAUGUCAGUGAAUGACAAAGCAGAAGCAAGUGGCUGUAGAAGAUGGUAACUGUAGAGUUUAUUCUCAGGUGUCUGUAUAAAUGAUCUAACAUUUCUCUAUACCAACUGUAGUUCUUUUCUAUUCUUCCAAUUCAGUGGUGUAAAAAUAAAAAACAGUGCUGCUUUCAUUCAGAAAAUUAGCAGUUUCUAACUUAGCUGGUUUGGGGAGCCUUGCUUUUCAAGUUUUUCUUAUUUUAAAGAAAAUUUAAAAUUAUAUUAAUGGAAACAUUUUAUAUAAAGCCAAGUUUCUGACUGAGGAUCACCCUACUGUUUAAUAGGUUUACAUACCUAGUAUUGGGAAUUUAUGUACAUUGUAGAAGCUGUCCUUUUUGUGCUGAGGCUCAAACCCAGGGCCCCAAACAAACACUCUACUACUGAGAAACACCACAGCUCCUUCCCCCUACUCCACCCCCGCAAGAGAAAGGGUCUUGCUGUGUUGCCCAGGCUGGAUGGGGACCCCUGGGCUCAAGUGAUCCUCCUGCCUCAGUCUCCUGAGUAGCUGGGACUACCACCAUGCCUGGCUUAUCCUUUACCAUUCUUAAAUGACAUCUCUGCUUAAACUGAUUAUCAUGUUUAUAUUUUUCCACAUAUCGUAUACAAAAUGAAGCUGAAACCUUUUAUAUACUAAGACAAUCCUAAAUAAAAUAGGAGGUUCUCAUAUAUUUCAUGAAUAUAAAACUAAAAUAUUUUCCGAUUUUUAAGAAAUCAUACUUCUGUACACAGUCAUCUUUUAAAUUACUAGCUUUGGAGAAAUUAAAUACUUGCCUGAGAAAGAAAUACAUUUUCUUACAAGAUAUAAUCUAUAUGACUCAACUUCAGAGAAAGAUUUUUGUUAAAAUAAAUUGAGACCAUUCUAACAUAAGUACCUACCUAAAUCCUAAUGAGGAGAGAUUUUGUUAUAAAUUAAACAAGUUGGGUGAUCUCAAGUACCUCAGUUAAUGCAUGUAUACUAUUCAUUCACUUAGUUGUACUACCAUUCAGAAAUAAAACUCUUUUUUAGUUUUGGUGUUGGUUUUUUCAA